Molecule: messenger RNA, 576 nt
Organism: Ahaetulla prasina
Lineage: Eukaryota; Metazoa; Chordata; Lepidosauria; Squamata; Colubridae
Gene: CBLN1
Product: cerebellin 1 precursor
Exons: 3
Coding region: 4-576 (190 amino acids)
Cellular component (GO): glutamatergic synapse; synaptic cleft
Molecular function (GO): protein binding
Source: RefSeq, a predicted model, not a curated record
GCGAUGCUGGCCCUGGAGCUGCUGAGCCUGGCUUGGCUAGCCGGCGUGGUGAUGGGGCAGAACGAGACGGAACCCAUCAUCCUGGAGGGCAAGUGUCUGGUGGUCUGUGACUCCAACCCGGCUUCCGAUCCCACCGGCACGGCGCUGGGCAUCUCGGUCCGGUCGGGCAGCGCCAAGGUGGCCUUCUCGGCCAUCCGCAGCACCAACCACGAGCCGUCGGAGAUGAGCAACCGCACCAUGAUCAUUUACUUCGACCAGGUGCUGGUCAACAUUGGGCUCAACUUUGACUCGGAACGCAGCACUUUCAUCGCUCCCCGAAAGGGCAUCUACAGCUUUAAUUUCCACGUGGUCAAGGUGUACAACAGGCAGACCAUCCAGGUGAGCUUAAUGCUGAACGGGUGGCCGGUGAUUUCCGCCUUUGCCGGGGAUCAAGACGUCACACGAGAAGCUGCCAGCAACGGGGUCUUGAUCCAGAUGGAGAAAGGAGACCGCGCCUAUUUAAAACUGGAGCGAGGAAAUUUGAUGGGGGGCUGGAAGUAUUCCACUUUCUCAGGAUUUCUAGUUUUUCCUCUUUAA